AUGUUAGUAACGGCCCAAUGGUGCGGACGGGUCUGGGUAUCGUGGGCGUUGAGAGUCGAUGUUGCUUCAUGCCGUUUUGGGUGUGGCCGUGCAUCGUUCGAAACGUUGGAUGCGCGGAAACAGAAUAUGGAAGUUUGGCUCGAUUCGCCUCAUAAUGGAACAAAAACCACCAUAUCAAAACACCAAGAGGACCAUCCUUAUUACAAGUCAGAACUGGCCUUCCCUCUGAGCUCGGAACGAACAAACGUGGACUUUCUGCAGCCGCAACCGGAUAUCACCAGUGGCGAGGAAUCAGAUGAGACGUGGCCGGUGCAAUGA
This is a messenger RNA of Histoplasma capsulatum G186AR, 318 nucleotides long. RefSeq lists its product as uncharacterized. The record is from RefSeq and is a predicted model, not a curated record. Bases 1 to 318 code for a protein of 105 amino acids. Lineage: Eukaryota; Fungi; Ascomycota; Eurotiomycetes; Onygenales; Ajellomycetaceae. The transcript is spliced from 2 exons.